GCCAUGGGUGCAGCCACACGGAUCAUGCAAGAGCUGAGCGCUGCGUUCGCAGAGGUGGAGGUCGCCUCUGGCUUCGUGAAGGACCUCUUCCAGAUGUCCGAGGGCCGGCUGCAGCGUGCCGAGUCCUGCAACAAGUUGGCUCCGCACAUCUGGGCCAACGCCGUGAGAGCCACACGGUUGAUGCACGAGAAGCUCACUAUGCAGUGGCGAAUGGCAGCUGCUAUCCUGAAGCAUGCAGAUGCGUCGAAACGUGUCAGCUACAAGAAAGCGGACGAGACCGUGCGACUGGUGAACGAGAAGCUGCUGAGAUGGAAAGAGGAGGCAGAGAUCCUGCAGCAGGAGGCUCGUGAAGAUGAGAUGGCUCGGCAGGCAGCCUUGCGCAUGGGCGCGCCGCGGCCUUCACCUGUAGAGGUCGAGCGCCAACAUGCCGACAUGGCCCGCCAGCGACAGGAGUUGGAGAGGCAGCGAAUGCAGGCAAUUCAGCAUGGCCCUCGAGAAAAUUAUGGCUUCGUGGAGACCCAGAGCGAUGCAGACGACUGA
Messenger RNA from Symbiodinium necroappetens, 540 nucleotides. The record is from the annotation of a GenBank genome assembly. NCBI's taxonomy places the organism in Eukaryota, Dinophyceae, Suessiales, Symbiodiniaceae.